AUGGGGGCGAACAACGGAGCGCUCGUACGUCUCUCCGAUGGGGUGGCUUCUUGCCGAUAUGGGGGAGAAAGCAGACGUACUGCUAACGACACUGUAGUUUGGCACGCCAUACCAAAUCAGCACACUCACAUUGAAGCGUCUUUUGUUUUUUUUCCCCCACCCCUGUAUAGGCCCUCUCCCCCACGAAGUAGCCCCCGCGUAUACCUGCUGAGCGAAAAAUGCAACUGCAAAGAGUUAGACAAGAACUAUGACGUUAUAGUCAUCGGGGGGGGACACAGCGGCUGUGAGGCCAGCCACAUAAGUGCAAAAUUAAGAGCCAAAACUUUGCUAAUAACUCAGUGUAGGGAGAGCAUCGGGGAAAUGUCCUGCAACCCAUCCAUCGGAGGAAUUGGCAAAGGCAUUCUCGUCAAAGAAAUAGAUGCGUUGGGAGGACUCAUGGGGAAAGUCAUAGACAAAAGUGGCAUACAUUUUAAAAUAUUAAAUGUAAGGAAGGGCCUAGCUGUUAGGGGGCAUAGAGCUCAAGCGGAUAGAGAUCUCUACAACUAUCAUAUGAAGGAGCACAUGAAUGGUAUGAAAAAUUUGCACAUCUUGGAGAGCACAGUGCAGUCCCUGUUAAUCGAAAACUGUAGGGGUGGGUCCCCCCCCAGUGGAAGGCGCGUCUACGGAGUGAAAAACAAAUGCGCGUGUGAGUUUUACGCAAAUAGUGUGGUGCUCACCACGGGGACGUUUCUGGGAGGUGUGUGCCACAUAGGGAAAGAGAAGUACCAGGGGGGGAGGAUCAAACGGGUGUCCGGGGGGGUGCAGCGUGAGUGGGGAGUAAGAGGUGGGGAAAAGUCCCCCAUUAGGGAAAACCCUCUUAGGGGGGAAGUCCCCACGGGGGCGAACCCCCCACACGGAAGCGCGACAGGUGAAGGGACUCCCCCCCCUGGCGAUGGAGUAGCCUACACCAGCUGCCGUGGCCAUCCCGAAAAACGCAGCGGCGCCACUUUUGACCAUCCCGAAAAACACCGCGGCGCCACUUUUGACCAGCUCGUGGAGUCAUCCACGCAAAGCCUUUCGAACCAGCUGAGGGAGAACCAGUUUGAGAUAAAGAGGAUGAAGACGGGGACGCCCCCGAGGCUACACAUCCGCAGCAUUGACUUUACCUCCCUUGAAAGGGAAGACAGCGAGGCAGAAAACCCAUUUUAUUUCUCCUUCCUAAACAGCAACAAGGUUAAUAGGAACAAGACAUUGCCUUGUUACAAAACGUACACAAAUGAAAGAACCCACGAGUUGGUUAGAACCCAUUUGAACGAGCUACCCGACUUCGACUGCUAUGACAAGCUGGGCAAUGGACCUAGGUACUGCCCCUCCAUAGCAAAGAAGGUUACAAAAUUUGCCGAAAAGAACAAACACAUCAUCUGGCUAGAGCCCGAGGGAUUUCACGACGUACUCAUCUACCCGAACGGCUUAAGUUCUGCCUUCCCCAUAAGCAUACAGAAGCGAAUCGUGCGCUCCAUCAGGGGGUUAGAAAAUGCAGAAAUUGUGUUUCCUGCCUACGACGUUGAAUACUAUUACGUUAACCCUAAGUGUUUGAAUUAUACGUUGGAGACGAAGAACAUCGGGGGUCUCUUUCUCGCCGGACAGAUUUGCGGCACAACGGGGUAUGAGGAAGCAGCUUGCCAAGGAAUAAUCGCAGGGAUUAAUGCAGCAAUAGGUGCGAGGAGUACCCCUGGAGAGACAAAGGAGCAGUUCAUUUUGAAAAGAAGUGAAAGCUACAUAGGGGUCCUCAUCCACGAUUUGAUAAACAAAGGCAUAACAGAGCCGUAUAGAAUGUUCACGUCCAGAGCAGAAUACAGAUUGUACCUCAGGCCGGACAAUUGCGAUAUGAGACUCACUCCCCUGGCGAGCAAAUUGGGCAUCGUGUCCGACGAGAGGAUGUACAUUCUGAGGCAGAAGUAUUCCUCCGUCAAUAGGCUCAUUUGUCUCUUUAAGAAGCUACAAUUGAGUUAUCCCAGCCAAGGAGAGAACCCCCCCCCAAGUGAUUCACCUGGUGUAGACCCAGAGCACCAGUUUGUAAAAAACUCCGUUGAGGCAUUCAAACCAGAGGGUAAAAACAACGUCCAUCUGGAAUUCACCUCUCGAAAAGGAAACAUCAAUUCGUUAUACACAAUUUUUAGAAGCGGAGUUGAAUACCCUCUCCACACUUUGCUGAGGAAACUGCAGGAGGUGCCGGGCUGCACUGAAUUGUACAGCUCACUUUCGCCUGAACAGAAUAAUAUAGCCAUUUAUACGGACAACAUGCAGCUUUGCGGGUUGCCGCUUCACCAAUGUGGCGACUUCCUUCUGAACAGUGCCACUUUGGAGACUGCCUGCGCCGAGGUUAAGUACUCCCCCUACUUGACGAAGCAGAUCCGAGAGGUCGGCAAGAUUAGGGGCAGCUUCGACUUGCCCAUCCCGCCGGAUCUCACCUACGACAGGCUCAACUUCCCCUACCUGUCCAACGAAGAAAUUGAAAAACUGAACAAAUUCAGGCCGCGCACUUUGCACGAGGCCAACCGAAUUGAAGGCGUCACCAUGAGCGCCAUUUACUAUUUGUAUUACUACAUAAAGGGGGAGAAGAAGAGGGUUAAAAGAUAG
Messenger RNA from Plasmodium vivax (malaria parasite P. vivax), 2619 nucleotides. Its product is annotated as glucose inhibited division protein A homologue, putative. The record is from RefSeq and is a predicted model, not a curated record. Gene Ontology annotation, biological process: tRNA methylation; tRNA wobble uridine modification. Gene Ontology annotation, molecular function: flavin adenine dinucleotide binding. Lineage: Eukaryota; Apicomplexa; Aconoidasida; Haemosporida; Plasmodiidae. Bases 1 to 2619 code for a protein of 872 amino acids. The transcript has 2 exons.